Homarus americanus (American lobster) is the source of this 1431-nucleotide messenger RNA. RefSeq names its product neuromedin-U receptor 2-like. Gene Ontology annotation, cellular component: plasma membrane. The transcript has 5 exons. The record is from RefSeq and is a predicted model, not a curated record. Gene Ontology annotation, biological process: neuropeptide signaling pathway. Bases 823 to 1431 code for a protein of 202 amino acids. Gene Ontology annotation, molecular function: neuromedin U receptor activity. Lineage: Eukaryota; Metazoa; Arthropoda; Malacostraca; Decapoda; Nephropidae.
GUAUGACCCAGUAACAACGGCCUCGGAGUUCACUGAGAGAACCUACACCAAGGAAAACUUAAGAGUGAAAUUCGGAUAAAUAAAGUAGUAAGUGUGGUUAUGACGGAGUUAUAAUGACAACAAUCCAAAGAAGAGUCUUGUUUGAACACAGCCACAGUAAGUCAUGCUCCCAUCAGACUGUCAUGUGAAAAGAAAACUUCGUCCGCAGAAAAAUUCUCACGUUUUUCACACGAAAUGGAAAAUGGGAUUAUUACUACAGUGAGACAGGCAGCUGGUCGACCUCAGAGAACUUGGCCUUGAACAGCACCAAGAGGCAGGCACCGUCGAGUGUUGAGUUCACCAAAGCCUCUUACACCCGAGUACGAUUUUCCGUGUGGCCUCAUUAACAGCACCAGCGACACAACAAGUCCUGCAGUGGCUGUGGACCUCACACCACCAAGGUCUCGGUGGCUCCUGUGGUACGGAUCUUCCUCUUACUAGCCGCCAGGAGGCAAUCGUUGCAGCGGUCACCAGCAGCAGCCACCAGUACUACUAACACUAGUAAUCACUAGGAAUCCUACCAGUCACCAAAAAAACAGAAACACCCUCUGCAACAAUACCAAUGCUUGACAUCAACACCAAGAAAUACUAAAAUCACCAAACAUCAACACCAAGAAAUACUAAAAUCACCAAACAUCAACACCAAUAAAUACUAAAAUCACCAAACAUCAACACCAAUAAAUGCUAAAAUCACCAAACAUCAACACCAAGAAAUACUAAAAUCACCAAACAUCAACACCAAGAAAUACUUUUAAAAAAUCACUCCAGACAUCAGCACCAGGUAUGUCCUCCCCGAGUCAACCAGAGAGGGGAGUAGUGGUGAACCUGACGGAGGAGGUGUUGGGCGCCGUGAUGACCGGCGUGAACAACGGGAGUGGAGGAACUGAAGUGAACGACACCUUCGAUGAACACGAGUACAUCAGCCGUGAACUGGGACCCCAGAGAGUCUCGUACAACACUCUACUGCCGCUGACUGUCGUGUACUGUGUGAUCGCUGUAGGAGGCGUGGUGGGGAACGCCCUCACCUGUCUGGUCGUGGCCAGGAACCACUCCAUGAGGACCUCCACCAACUACUACCUCGUCAACCUCGCCGUCGCCGACCUCCUCACCCUCUGUCUAGCACUACCAAUAGAGAUGUACCAGAUGUGGGUGCAGUACCCAUGGCCGUGGGGUGACGCCGCCUGCAAGAUAAGGGCCAUAUUACCUGAGACUCUGGCCCACGUGUCCGUCUUAAAUAUCCUGGCCGUGACGGGAGAGAGGUACGUGGCCAUCACGGACCCCGUCUACGCCCGCACCACGCACACCCUCGCCCGUACCGCCCGUGUCCUCCCCGUCAUCUGGAUAGUGGCGCUGCUGGCGGCUACACCCUGGGGCUACUACCAGCAGGCCUAG